AAUUGUAGUCUUGUGCGACCUUCUUUCGUAAUCGGAUUGAAAUUUUCCCGUUUUCUUUACAACGUAGUCGUUGAUACAUUCAAAUUGAAAUAUAGCACUAUAAUUAUUAAAUCGACAAACAAGAAAAUGGCGUUGGUUAUGUUAUUGAAAAUGUUUCUUCUUUUUUUUCUUUUUCUUCUGAAGACCGCAAGUUCGUCUGACUUUCAUUCUAUCAGCGACGAACAAACUCCAUUUCUCAUAGAUAUUUGCAAAUUAUACGGACCGAAAUCUGUAGUAUUUUUAUAUGCCGAAUCGAUAAAAGAAAUGGAAAUGACAACGAUGAUGUUUAAAUGGAGGCGUGCACUUUCUCGGGAAGGUAUUGCGAGCACGAACUUGCACUUUUCACAAUUGCACGAAACAUCCUACUACGUGAAAGAAAUUUACCUUUGA
Vespa velutina is the source of this 429-nucleotide messenger RNA. RefSeq lists its product as uncharacterized. The transcript has 3 exons. Lineage: Eukaryota; Metazoa; Arthropoda; Insecta; Hymenoptera; Vespidae. The coding region runs from base 127 to 429 and encodes 100 amino acids. The record is from RefSeq and is a predicted model, not a curated record.